This is a messenger RNA of Rubroshorea leprosula, 905 nucleotides long. Lineage: Eukaryota; Viridiplantae; Streptophyta; Magnoliopsida; Malvales; Dipterocarpaceae. The record is from the annotation of a GenBank genome assembly.
AUUUUAUCACUUUUUUUUUUUUUGUAGAAAAUGUAGAAAUGGAGGGAGGAAGAACAAGCUGGAAGCAGGGAAUAGGGUUGCAUUCAGAAUGAAAUCGGAGAUGGAGGUGUUAGAUGAUGGAUAUAAAUGGAGGAAAUAUGGAAAAAAGUCGGUGAAGAAUAGCCCGAAUCCGAGGAACUAUUAUAAAUGUUCAAGUGGAGGGUGCCAUGUGAAGAAGAGAAUAGAAAGGGACAGAGAAGACUCAAGCUAUGUGAUAACAACAUAUGAAGGAGUACACAACCAUGAAAGCCCUUUCAUGGCCGCCUACUGCAACCAGAUGCCCCCUGGCAUGCCCUGGACUUUGAACCCCAAUUCUUCUCCCCCUACUUCUACAUGAAAUAUAUAUUAUACACAUACCCCCACCCCUAAAUUGAAUUUCUUUUUACUUAACUUUAAUUGUCUGUUUAUUUGCUAAAUUUUGUAUAACAGUGUAACAAAAAUGAAAUGACGAUGAAAUAUAGCUGUUGAGCGUUCUUUGGACCUAGGGGGAAGUCCAUGUGUUACAGUGUAAGGGCUUAAUUUAUGUGGUAUCCAUGCUCAACUUCUUGUAUUUUUGAGCAUUAAAAUUGGAGGUGACUCUGAUGAUUCUUGUUCAGGCACUUCAUUGAUCUAGGUAAUGAUUUGAUUACAAUUGAAACUUUAGUACAUGAGAUUCGGUGAAUUGCAUCAGUGCUAAACCAUGUAGAUGGAGAGAAGCAAAUAAGGUAUUCCAUGACCUUGCAUAAGCUGGGCUACCCAGGACAGCUGCAUAUCUUUAGUUGCUACUAGUAUUUGAGUUGCGUUUGUAUUUCUAAAGAGUAAACUGUAGUUUGCUUUACUUGAACUGUACUUCACUUAAUUAUUAUUAAUAAAAGAAGUAGACUCGU